AUGUCGUUCCUUGGUGGCGCCGAGUGCUCUACCGCGGGAAACCCGCUCUCACAGUUCACCAAGCAUGUGCAGGACGACAAGUCACUCCAACGGGACCGCCUUGUCGGUAGGGGUCCCGGGGGCGUGCAAGAGAGCAUGCGGUCAAGGAGUAUGAUGGGGGGGCAAGAUCAGAUGAUGGACGAGUUUGCCGCACAACAACCAGGCCAGAUUCCCGGGACAGCACCACAACCAUUUGCGAUGGAACAACUAAGGCGCGAGCUAGAUCACUUCCAGACCACUCCGCCGAGAACGGGGUCUCCCGGGUGGGCGGCUGAAUUUGAUACUGGCGAGCAUGCCCGGAUGGAGGCUGCGUUUGCCGGCCCUACAGGACCGCUAAUGAACAACGGGUCCGCAUUCACACCUGCAGAGUUUGCUCGCUUCCAACAACAGAGUCGGGUCGGCAUGCCACAAACGUCAAGCCCAGCCACGUCCGUGUCGCCGGUGAUGGCCGGUUAUCAGCGAAUGGGUAUGAUGCGCCCAUCCUAUACACCCAUGGGCAUGCAACAACAGCCCGCGGAGGCCGCUACUCAGGACAAGGGCAAGGGUCGCAUGGUCGAGCUCGAUGAUGAGAACUGGGAGGCACAAUUUGCCGAGAUGGAGACGGCGGGUAACCAGACGCUGGACGAUGAGGCCAACGCGGCGAUAGAGGCGGAGCUGAAUGAUCUCGAUAGGUCAGUCCCCACUACUGAUACCGGUAAUGCUCAAGAUUACGAUGCUUUUGAGAGCGUAUGGCAAAGACUGGGCGAUUACAUGUUCGAAGAGGAAAACGUGUUCCGGAAUGUGGCCAAUCCCUUUGAAGAAGGUGUCAAGAUCAUGCGCGAAGGUGGCAAUCUUUCCUUGGCCGCGUUGGCUUUCGAGGCCGCUGUUCAAAAGGAUCCUCAGCACGUUCAAGCCUGGACAAUGCUGGGAUCCGCACAGGCGCAAAAUGAGAAGGAGCUUCCUGCUAUUCGUGCCCUGGAACAGGCGCUGAAGAUCGAUCCCAACAAUUUGGACGCCCUCAUGGGGCUGGCUGUUUCGUAUACAAACGAAGGUUAUGACUCGACGGCUUACCGUACCCUCGAGCGUUGGCUGUCUGUCAAGUAUCCUCAGAUCAUCGAUCCUAAGGAUCUGUCGUCUGACGCAGACUUGGGCUUCACAGAUCGCCAGAUUUUACAUGAACGGGUCACCGAUCUGUUCAUCAAGGCGGCACAGCUGUCGCCUUCUGGCGAGCAUAUGGAUCCAGAUGUCCAAGUCGGGUUGGGUGUUCUCUUCUACUGUGCAGAGGAAUACGACAAGGCUGUCGACUGCUUCUCCGCCGCACUGGCAUCUACCGAGUCGGGCACGGUGAAUCAGAAGGAGCAGCUUCACCUUCUCUGGAACCGUCUCGGAGCUACACUUGCCAACUCCGGUCGCUCAGAGGAGGCUAUUCAGGCAUACGAGCAAGCUCUUACCAUCAACCCCAACUUUGUCCGUGCCCGGUACAACCUUGGCGUGUCCUGCAUCAACAUCGGUUGCUACCCUGAGGCUGCACAGCACCUCCUAGGCGCUUUAUCUAUGCACCGUGUCAACCAGAGCACGAACCUGUACGAUACGCUGCGGCGUGUGUUCAGCCAGAUGGGCCGUCGGGAUCUGGCUGAUAUGGUAGUGGCAGGGAUGGAUGUGAAUGUGUUCAGGAAAGAGUUCGAUUUCUAG
Messenger RNA from Aspergillus fumigatus Af293, 1710 nucleotides. RefSeq names its product putative peroxisomal targeting signal-1 receptor (PEX5) (gene pex5). Gene Ontology annotation, cellular component: cytosol; peroxisomal membrane. NCBI's taxonomy places the organism in Eukaryota, Fungi, Ascomycota, Eurotiomycetes, Eurotiales, Aspergillaceae. The transcript is spliced from 5 exons. Gene Ontology annotation, biological process: protein import into peroxisome matrix, docking. Gene Ontology annotation, molecular function: protein binding. Bases 1 to 1710 code for a protein of 569 amino acids. The record is from RefSeq and is a predicted model, not a curated record.